AGAGAUUUCUCCACAAACCCUAACUCUUCCGCUUUGCUCUUUCUUAUAAAUAGGCUCAAACUAGCAUUUCUUCAGUGCUUUGUUCUCUGUAAUCUGCAUAUUAGUUUUGGAGGCUAGGGUAUUGUAGCUAGUUUAUCUCUUUUCAUCAGCUUAAAAAUCGAGUUCUAAAAUGGGCAAGGAGAAGUUUCAUAUCAACAUUGUGGUCAUUGGCCAUGUCGACUCUGGAAAGUCAACCACUACUGGUCAUCUCAUCUACAAGCUUGGAGGUAUUGACAAGCGUGUGAUUGAGAGGUUUGAGAAGGAAGCUGCUGAGAUGAACAAGAGGUCUUUCAAGUAUGCCUGGGUGCUUGACAAGCUCAAGGCUGAACGUGAGCGUGGUAUCACCAUUGAUAUUGCCCUGUGGAAGUUCGAGACCACCAAGUACUACUGCACUGUCAUUGAUGCUCCUGGACAUCGUGAUUUCAUUAAGAAUAUGAUUACUGGUACUUCCCAGGCUGACUGUGCUGUGCUUAUCAUUGAUUCGACCACUGGUGGUUUUGAGGCUGGUAUUUCUAAGGAUGGCCAGACCCGUGAGCAUGCUCUUCUUGCUUUUACACUUGGUGUGAAACAAAUGAUCUGCUGCUGUAACAAGGUAUACAUUAUUUUUAUAUCUUAUUUUCUUCUGUUAUACAAUUCAAGCAACUUCUUUGCAUUUUACAGAGAUUUUGUUGUGUCUUUCAUUGUUGUAUCCUUCCUAAGGGCUAAUAAUUUUAAAGGUUAUGCACCAGUUCUUGAUUGCCACACGUCCCACAUUGCUGUCAAAUUUGCCGAGCUCCUGACCAAGAUAGACAGGCGUUCUGGUAAAGAGCUUGAAAAGGAACCCAAAUUCUUGAAGAAUGGUGAUGCUGGAAUGGUUAAGAUGAUUCCAACCAAGCCCAUGGUGGUUGAGACUUUCUCUGAGUACCCCCCUCUUGGACGAUUUGCUGUGAGGGAUAUGCGCCAGACUGUUGCCGUUGGUGUUAUCAAGAAUGUUGACAAGAAGGAGCCAUCUGGUGCCAAGGUGACCAAGGCUGCUGCCAAGAAGGGUGUCAAGUGAACUUUGAUGCCUGGGAUCUACUGCUGCUUUAAUUACUACAGAUAUUUCCAUUAUUAUCAUAAAGACUUGCUUUAUCUUAUUCAUGUUGUUUCGAGUCGUUUAUCUCGUGUUGCUGGUUGUUUUCCUUGUCCUCGUCAGUUGUCUUCGCUGUCUGGUUAUGGUUCCCAGAAUUGGGUGCUAGACAGGCGGUGGCGACGCUGGCAUGUGAGUUAUUUGUCUAUUUUGAUAUUUUGACAUUGCUUUAUAUUUAAGGUUUCUGAUAAUUUUGUGUUCUUCUCGAGA
Olea europaea var. sylvestris is the source of this 1357-nucleotide messenger RNA. RefSeq names its product elongation factor 1-alpha-like. NCBI's taxonomy places the organism in Eukaryota, Viridiplantae, Streptophyta, Magnoliopsida, Lamiales, Oleaceae. Gene Ontology annotation, molecular function: translation elongation factor activity; GTP binding; GTPase activity. The transcript has 4 exons. The record is from RefSeq and is a predicted model, not a curated record. Gene Ontology annotation, biological process: translational elongation; translation. Bases 170 to 1075 code for a protein of 301 amino acids.